Motacilla alba alba is the source of this 1364-nucleotide messenger RNA. It is a transcript of the gene CPLANE2, whose product is annotated as ciliogenesis and planar polarity effector 2. The coding region runs from base 274 to 1278 and encodes 334 amino acids. NCBI's taxonomy places the organism in Eukaryota, Metazoa, Chordata, Aves, Passeriformes, Motacillidae. The transcript is spliced from 6 exons. The record is from RefSeq and is a predicted model, not a curated record. Gene Ontology annotation, molecular function: GTP binding; GTPase activity.
CUGGGUCCUGCCCCUCCUAAAUGCUGUGGGGGCACGGGGCCCGCUGGGGGCAGCACAGACCCCGCGGGGGUGGCAGGCACCCCACGGGGGAGUGCAGGGACCCCGUGUGGGGCUGUGAGGGACACCCUGGGAGGGUGGAGGGACACUGAGGGGGACAGGGACCCCAGAGUGGGGCACAGGAACCGGAGAGGGGCAGGGAACCCAUGGGAAGGCGGUGGGACCCUGUAGGGGAUUGCAGGGACCCCAGAGAGGGGUCAGGGACCCCAUGGGGGGAUGCAGGGACUCCAUAGGGAGGGCACAGACCCCAUGGAAGGGGGGCAGGCACCCCACAGAGCAGUGUCAGGGUGGUUUUGGGGACCCCAUGGGAGGAUGCUGGGACAUGGCGGGUGUUUUAGGGACCCGAUGGAGGAUUUAGGGGCCCUGGGGAGGGUACCCCUGGGGUGGGGUCAGAAGGAGACUCGCAGUGACCCCAUGGGGGAAGGGGGGCUCUUCGCCGUCCCCCAGGUUUGGGGGCCCAUGGCAGAGCAGGACUGGGCGCUGGAGCCGGGCUGGCUCCUGUCCCCCGCCGGCCGCCCCUACCUGGACUCCAUCCUGCACAAGAACCGGCGGAGAGUGUUCGGAGCGGCGUCGGCAAGACAGCGCUGGUGGCCUGGCUGGGGGGGACCCCCGCGCCCCCCGCCCACCACGAGACCCUGGGGAUCCAGGCCACCACGAGACCCUGGGUACGGCGGGGGGGCACCCGGGGGUGACAGUCCCGCUGUCCGAGGCCACCACGAGACCCUGGGCAUCGAGGCCACCACGCUGUUCUGGCCGGCCAAGCCCCGCGGCAGCGGCCGCCCCGUCCUGUUCCAGCUGCACCUCUGGGACUGCGGGGACGGAGCGCUCAGGAAGUUCGAGCACCUGCUGCCCGCCUGUAAGGAGGAGGCGGACGCCGCCCUGUUCCUGUUCUCCUUCACGGACCGCGCGUCCUUCGAGGAGCUGCCAGCGCUCAUGGGCCGCGUGCUGGGCCCCGGGGACCGCCACCUCGUCAGGGUGGUCGUGGGCACCAAAUUCGACCUGGCCCCGCACGCGGCAGUGACGGAGGGGGACGUGCGGGCCUUCGAGGGGGCGCAGGGGCUGCGGGUGCUGCGGGCAGGGGGCUCCGCGGGGGCCGGCGGGGCGCGGCCGGGGCUGGCCCGGGUCGCCCCCGUCCUGGACGCCCUGGUCGAGGAGCUCUGGCGGCGCGACCAAGUGACCGCCGGGGUCACCCCGGGGGACACGGGGGACACCCCCACCUGAACCCCCUCUUGGGGCGGCUUUGGGGGGUGGGAGGGGUAAAACGGUGGUUUUUUGCUAAAAUCAGUGAUUUUCUAUGGAACAGAUCA